AUGAACACGUCUGUAUUGAGAUCGUUCUUUCGCAAAAUACCACAAAAAGUGAUACAAACACGCAAAAUACACUUAUGUGCAUCAAAAUUUCAUCAUUGUCCAAGUCCUUUGACGCAAUUUUCGGACGAUGAACUCAUGAUGAAAGAAACAGUCGCUAAAUUGGCCAAGGAAGAAAUUGCUCCACUCGUACGGAAAAUGGAAAAAGAGGGCAAGAUAGAUGAUGGUGUUCUAAAGACGUUAUUUGAAAAUGGUUUGAUGGGUCUCGAAAUCCCAACAAAUUAUGGCGGCACGGGUGGCAAUUUUAUGAGCACGAUUUUAACUGUCGAAGAAGUGGCAAAAGUUGACGGAGCCGUAGCUGCUCUUGUUGACAUCCAUAACACUCUGGUCAACUCAUUGAUCAUUAAAGUAGCGUCUGAAGAACAAAAACAAAAAUACUUACCUAAAUUGGCACAAAAUUACGCUGGUAGUUUUUGCUUAACGGAACCUGGUUCAGGAUCAGAUGCUUUUUCUCUCAAGACCGUAGCAAAAAAGGACGGUACGGAUUACGUGAUUAAUGGCACAAAAAUGUGGAUAUCAAAUUCAGACAUCGCGGGAGUCUUUUUGGUUUUUGCCAACGCGAACCCUUCCGCAAGCUAUCGCGGCAUUACGACUUUCUUCGUGGACCGCGAUAUGCCUGGUUUGACGGUAGCUAAACCUGAAGACAAGCUAGGUAUCAAGGCGUCUGGAACUUGUAUGAUCCAUUUCGACAACGUCAGAGUACCCGAAAGCAACAUUUUGGGUGAGUUUGGGCAUGGAUAUAAAUAUGCCGCUGGAUUUUUGAACGAGGGUAGAGUCGGCAUAGGAGCUCAAAUGAUUGGUAUAGCACAGGGGUCUUUAGAUGCGACUAUACCAUACACGUUGGAGAGAAAGCAAUUUGGAAAAGAUAUUUUCUCGUUCCAAUCGAUGCAACAUCAAAUAGCUCAGGUAGUGACCGAGUUGGAAGCCGCCAGGUUGCUCGUUUACAACGCAGCUAGAUUAGUCGAUGCUAAACAAGACGUUAUGAAAGAAGCAGCUAUGGCUAAACUAAUUGCUUCUGAAACUGCUUUACGUGUCACUGCCAAAUGCAUCGAUUUUAUGGGUGGCGUUGGAUUUACAACGGAUUUCCCUCAAGAGAAAUAUUUUAGGGACUGCAAAAUCGGUACUAUUUACGAAGGCACGAGCAAUAUGCAGUUAUCAACAAUUGCGAAAUGUAUACGCAAGCAAUAUUCCUAAACAACGACCAGUACAGAGUUUUUUUUUUCUCAAAUUGUGACCUUUCAAUUGUCAUAAAGUGAUUACGCAAGAAGCGUACAAUAUUAUAACGCGAUCUGCAAAUGUAAGAUUUAUAAUAUCGCACUUGAUUUCAAUGCAUCUCAAUGUACAUCCGCGCAAGCGUAUUUCAUCGAAAUAAAACUUAUAAACGAAA
Messenger RNA from Ooceraea biroi (clonal raider ant), 1444 nucleotides. Its product is annotated as short/branched chain specific acyl-CoA dehydrogenase, mitochondrial. The record is from RefSeq and is a predicted model, not a curated record. Gene Ontology annotation, cellular component: mitochondrion. Lineage: Eukaryota; Metazoa; Arthropoda; Insecta; Hymenoptera; Formicidae. Gene Ontology annotation, molecular function: flavin adenine dinucleotide binding; acyl-CoA dehydrogenase activity.